AUGGAGAGCCCGGUGGUCCCCUGCGUCCUCUACCCGGGCGACGGAGCGUGCGGCCAGGCCGGGGGCCGGGGCGGCGCUCCCGAGGCUCCGGGAGAGGGCAGCCUGCAGCCGCCGGACGCGGCCGAGGGGGAGGGCGCGGCGUCCCCGGCGCAGACACCCUGCAGCCUCAGCGCGUCCCUGUGUUUCAGCUCCGGGGACGACUCCCCGCCGCAGUCUCGCGCCUCCUCCGCGGCGGAGGACGCAGCGGCCUCGCCGCCCUCGUGUCGCAGCGGCCGGGGGGUGGUGGAGAGGCAGUGGGGCGUCGGCAGCGCGGGCGCCGCGUCCCCGGAGGAGCCAGCGUUCCCGGAAGACUCCGCGUCCCCCGAGGAGCCCGCGUUUCCCGGGGAGCGCCCGCCGGCCAAGGAGCCCGCGUCCCCGGAGGAGCCCGCGGAUCCCGCGCCCGUGCCCCCCGGCGUCGGUCCGGAGCACGGAGAGCCCGACCUGCUCAUCGAGGUCUCGGGCCGCCGGCUGCGGGCGCAUAAAGCGGUGCUGGCGGCGCGCAGCGACUACUUCCGCGCGCGCGCGUCCCGGGACGUGCUGCGGGUGCAGGGCGUGGGCUGGGCGGCGCUGCGGCUGCUGCUGGCCUACGCGUACAGCGGGCGCAUGGCGGGCGUGCGCCCAGACAACGUGGCCGACGUAGUGGCCGGCGCGCGCCGCUUGCAGCUGCCCUGCGCCGCGCAGCGCGCCACCGAUGCUGUGGCGCCGCAGCUGAGCCUGGCCAACUGCUUCGAGGUGCUGACCGCGGCCAAGCGGCAGCGGCUGGCCGAGCUGCGCGAGGCCGCCUACCGCUUCAUGAGCGACCAUUACCUGGAGGUGCUGCGCGAGCCUGCCGUCUUCGGGCGCCUGUCGGGAGCCGAGCGCGACCUGCUGCUGCGCCGCCGCCUACGCGCCGGCCGCACCCGCCUGCUGGCCGCCGCCCUCGGGCCGGCCGGGGAGCGCGCGGGCAGCCGGCCGCAGAGCCCCUCGGGAGACGCGGAGGGCCGCGGCGAGGCCGCCGUCUACUGCUUCCACGAGGCGGCUGGCGAGUGGCGCGAGCUGACGCGGCUGCCGGAGGGCGCGCCGGCGCGGGGCUGCGGCCUCUGCGUGCUCUACAACUACCUCUUCGUGGCUGGAGGCGUGGGGCCCGCGGGCCCCGACGGCCGCGCCAGGCCCUCCGACCGGGUCUUCUGCUACAACCCGGCCACUGAUCGCUGGAGCACCGUGAGGCCGCUGCGCCAGGCGCGCUCGCAGCUGCAACUGCUGGCCCUGGACGGCCACCUGUACGCCGUGGGUGGCGAGUGCCUGCUCAGCGUGGAGCGCUACGACCCGCGCGCCGACCGCUGGGCUGCCGUGGCCCCGCUGCCCCGGGGCGCCUUCGCCGUGGCGCACGAGGCCACCACGUGCAACGGCGAGAUCUACGUGUCCGGGGGCUCCCUUUUCUACCGCCUGCUCAAGUACGACCCGCGGCGCGACGAGUGGCAGGAGUGCCCGUGCAGCAGCAGCCGCGAGCGCUCAGCCGACAUGGUGGCCCUGGACGGCUUCAUCUACCGCUUCGACCUGUGUGGGGCCCGCGGCGACGCGCCGGCGGCCGUGCCGGCCGGGGGGGUCAGCGUGCUCCGUUACCACUGCCUGGCUAAGCAGUGGAGCCGCUGCGCCUCGCACCUGCGGCCCCCGGGCGCGCCCUCGGGCCUGCAGCCCUUCCGCUGCGCCGCGCUGGAGGGCACCAUCUACUGCGUGAGCCGCGCGGGCACCUGGCGCUUCGUGCCGCCCGCCGAGGGCGAGCCUGGCGCCGGUGACACGGGCCCGGAAGGCAGCUUUGAGCUCCAUUCGCUCCAAACCCCGGCGGACGCCCGGGGCCUGCUCUUCCCGUUCGUGCUCAACUUGCCGGAGGAGAAGCCGGACCGAGGGGAGGAGGGCGCCGUGUAAGAUGGGCCGGGUGGCCACUCGGCAUGGCCCUCCGCGGCCCGAAACAGGGAACGCCCCGUGGGCCGAGGUCCCAACUGGGAACCCGGAAUGGCGCAAGGGGAGCGGAGGCGAGGGGAGAGGGUCGGGGGUGGGCGCUGCCCACGGGGAUCACAUAGGAGGUAGUGUUUGUUGCAGGGCCUGGGAGACCGUGUCCAACGCUGCCUCAAGGCCCCCUUUCUACUCUGCUUUCCUUCUGCUUUGCUUUGCUUUGCUUAAGGGGGGGUCGAUGGCUUAAGAUGCAGGAUGUGAGCAAAUAACUUUGCAAAUAAGAUACAACAUACCUGAGAAAGAAGGAAACAGAAUCAGAGACCGCUUCAGGGUGCAGUGGGUGGGCUUGAGUUCUGUGGGCUGCGGGGUGCCAGCCCCCUUGUUACUGCCCGCUGAGAAGGCCCUGGGAAACACGGAGGGGCUCCCAGACUAGAGUCCUAAAAUGAGGCCAGUGUGAACUAUAUUCCUGGAAACACCUGAAAGAAGGUCAUACUAUUUUUAGCUUGGAGUUUAAAAUUAUAACCGAUAAAUCAAGCUCUUAAAACUUUUCUAAUUUAGUUUAAAAGUUCCUGCCCUAUGUGCUCAACUUGCAAUUGGCUCAACUCCAAAUGUAAGAAGUGUUAAAGAUGAAAUUUUUGAUUCCCAAUAAGGUCUUCCGUCCAGUGAGCACUGGAGAUAUUUCCUGUCAUCGAAGGGGCCCCAGACGGGGUCAGAGGUCCACACACCUGAGAGCAGGUCCCUCUCAUCACCUAACUGAGGUGGGUUUAAUACUUUCAAUUUAAAGGGUGUAUUAUGUUCUGGAGAAGGCAAUGGCACCCCACUCCAGUACUCUUGCCUGGAAAAUCCCAUGGAUGGAGGAGCCUGGUAGGCUG
Molecule: messenger RNA, 2843 nt
Organism: Odocoileus virginianus texanus
Lineage: Eukaryota; Metazoa; Chordata; Mammalia; Artiodactyla; Cervidae
Source: RefSeq, a predicted model, not a curated record